Messenger RNA from Australozyma saopauloensis, 4047 nucleotides. It is a transcript of the gene ADE6, whose product is annotated as phosphoribosylformylglycinamidine synthase. The transcript has a single exon. The record is from RefSeq and is a predicted model, not a curated record. Gene Ontology annotation, molecular function: phosphoribosylformylglycinamidine synthase activity. Lineage: Eukaryota; Fungi; Ascomycota; Pichiomycetes; Serinales; Metschnikowiaceae. The coding region runs from base 1 to 4047 and encodes 1348 amino acids. Gene Ontology annotation, biological process: 'de novo' IMP biosynthetic process.
AUGAGCGACCGUUUCCUCAUUUUGCCCGGACCCUCUGCCUUGUCUCUGUUCAGAGUGAACAACUUGGUGCAAGAGUUGGAGUCAAAACUCGAGGCCGGUGCCAUUACUUCAAUUCACUCUCUCUACACCCAUUACGUCUCUUUGAAGAAGCCUUUGACCGAUGCUCAAUUGAAGUUGACGGAGAUUUUGUUGACCUACGACACUCCAGUUGACUACUCCAUCGGUGCCAACAAGGUUUUGGCUGAAUUGAGCACCAUUUCCGGAGAUGCCGAGGUGCCCGCCGAGCUCUUUGCUCCUUUGGCUGCCUCCAACUCUGUGUUGGUCAGAAUUUUGCCUCGUUCCGGUACCAUUUCUCCAUGGUCCUCCAAGGCCACCGACAUCACCGCUAUCGUUGGCUUGGGCGACAGCAUUGAGAGAGUUGAGAGAGGUUUGUCUUUUGUUCUCACUGCCAAGGAGGGCUUCCCCUUGUUGGAGAAGCUCCAAGCUCACGCCGACGAGUUGUUGUCCGGUGUCUUUGACAGAAUGACUCAGAAGAUCUACAUCAACGAGAACGCUCCAAAGUACGAUGACUUGUUCGCCCACCAUGCUCCUAAGCCUUUGGUCGAGGUCGACAUUUCGGGCGACAAGUUGAUCUCUGCCAACAAGGCCAUGGGUUUGGCUUUAGACCAAGGCGAGAUCGACUACUUGAUCAACGCUUUCAACACGGUUAUCGGUAGAAAGCCAACCGAUGUCGAGCUUUUCAUGUUUGCUCAAGUCAACUCUGAGCACUGUAGACACAAGAUCUUCAACGCCGACUGGACCAUUGACGGUGUCAAGAAGGACAUGUCUCUCUUCAAGAUGAUCAGAAACACCCACGAGAAAAACCCUCAAUACACCGUGUCCGCAUACUCUGACAAUGCCGCUGUUUUUGAAGGUCCUGACGGAUAUGUCUUCACUCCUGAUUUCCUCACCAAGGAGUGGAAGUCCAUCAAGGAGAGCGUCUUCACCUUGGUCAAGGUUGAGACCCACAACCAUCCUACUGCUGUGUCUCCAUUCCCUGGUGCUGCUACCGGUUCCGGUGGUGAGAUCAGAGAUGAGGGUGCCGUUGGUAGAGGUUCUAAAUCAAAGGCUGGUUUGUCUGGUUUCUCCGUCUCUGACUUGAACAUCCCAACCUUACCUCAGCCAUGGGAGAGAGAUGUUGGUAAGCCCCAUCACAUUGCCUCCUCUUUGGACAUCAUGAUUGAGGCUCCAAUCGGUUCUGCCGCUUUCAACAACGAGUUUGGUAGACCAGCUAUCAACGGUUACUUCAGAACCUUGACUACCGAGGUGCAAAAUGCCAAGGGUGAAAAUGAGAUCAGAGGUUUCCACAAGCCGAUCAUGUUGGCUGGUGGUAUGGGUGCCAUUAGACCAAAGUUGGCUUUGAAGGACACCAAGAUUACCCCCGGAUCCAAGCUCAUUGUCUUGGGUGGCCAAUGUAUGUUGAUCGGUUUGGGUGGUGGUGCUGCCUCCUCUAUUUCUUCUGGUGAAGGUUCCGCUGAGUUGGACUUUGCAUCUGUGCAAAGAGGCAACCCUGAAAUCCAGAGAAGAGCUCAACAAGUUAUUGACGCAUGUACCUCUUUGGGUGCUGAGGGUAACCCAAUUCAAUCUAUUCACGAUGUGGGUGCAGGUGGUUUGUCUAACGCUUUGCCAGAGCUUGUUCACGACAAUGACUUGGGUGCAAGAUUCGAGUUGAGAUCAAUCUUGUCUUUGGAGCCAGGUAUGUCCCCUAUGGAAAUCUGGUGUAACGAGUCCCAAGAGAGAUACGUUCUCGGUGUUACUCCUGAGAACCUCGAGUUGUUCAAGGGUAUCUGUGAAAGAGAGAGAGCUCCUUUCGCCGUUGUUGGUGAGGCCACUGAGGAAAAGAGAUUGAUCUUGUCCGACUCCUUGUUGAACACUACUCCAAUUGACUUGGACAUGUCUGUUUUGUUCGGUAAGCCUCCAAAGAUGUCAAAGACUGCCGAGACUCAGAACUUGCAAUUGCAGCCAUUUAAAACUGAAGGAUUGUCUGUUUCUGAUGCUGUGGAGCGUGUCUUGCAGCUUCCUUCGGUUGGAAGCAAGAACUUCUUGAUCACUAUUGGUGACAGAUACAUUACCGGUUUGGUCGACAGAGAUCAGAUGGUCGGUCCAUGGCAAGUUCCUGUGGCCGAUGUUGGAGUCACUGCCACUUCCUUGGGUGCUACUAACCUUUCCACUGGUGAAGCCAUGGCAAUGGGUGAGAAGCCAACUUUGGCUUUGAUCUCUGCCUCUGCUUCUGCUAAGAUGUGUGUCGCUGAGUCCUUGCUCAACGUCUUUGCUGCUGACAUUCCUGCCAUCGACAGAGUUAAGUUGUCUGCCAACUGGAUGUCUGCUGCUUCUCAUGACGGUGAGGGCGCUAAGCUUUACGAGGCUGUUCAAGCCAUUGGUUUGGACUUGUGCCCAGACUUGGGUGUUUCUAUUCCUGUCGGAAAAGACUCCAUGUCCAUGAAGAUGAAGUGGGGUGACAAGGAGGUCACUGCCCCAUUGUCCUUGUGUAUCACUGCCUUUGCUCCAGUCAGCAACACAUCUAAAACCUGGACCCCUGAGUUGAGAUACGUUGACGAAGAAACUGUUUUGGUUCUCGUUGACUUGGCCGCUGAAGUCAAGAAGGCUUUGGGUGGAUCUGCUUUGGCUCAAGUUUACAAGGCAGUCGGAGAUGCUGCUCCUACUGUUCACUCGAAUGAGCUUCUCAAAAACUUCUUGUCUGCUUUGAUUGAAUUGCACCAAAAGGUUGAUGUCUUGGCUUACCACGACAGAUCUGAGGGUGGUUUGUUCACCACUGUCACUGAGAUGGCUUUCGCUGGUAGAUGUGGUCUUGACUUGAACUUGAAGACUUCCGAGGACGCUUUGACAGAAUUGUUCAACGAAGAGCUUGGUGCUGUUUUCCAAGUCAGAGCCUCCGACCUCGAGCAAUUUGUCUCUGUUUUGCAACUGCACAACGUUACUGACAAGUAUGUCUCCGUUAUUGGUAAGCCAACAAAGGAGCAAUCUGUCAACAUCAAGGUCAACGGUGACUUGGUUUAUGAGAACACUAGAGCUAAGUUGCAAGAGUUGUGGAGUGCCACCUCUUACCACAUCCAGAAGAUGAGAGACAACCCCGAGACAAGUGCUCAAGAAUUCGAGGCCAUUGCAGAUGACUCCAACCCCGGUUUGUCUUACCAAUUGACUUUCGAGCCAAAGAACCUCCCUACUUUCUCUGGUGACAAGAAACCAAAGGUUGCCAUUUUGAGAGAACAAGGUGUCAACUCGCAACAAGAAAUGGCCUUCUCAUUCCAACAAGCUGGUUUUGAUGUUUACGAUGUCCAUAUGUCAGACAUUCUCAGCGGAAGAGUCAACUUGGAUGACUUUAUCGGUCUUGCUGCUUGUGGUGGUUUCUCUUAUGGUGAUGUUUUGGGUGCUGGUGCUGGUUGGGCUAAGUCCGUCUUGUUUAAUGAGAACGCUCGUGCCCAAUUCAAGAGAUUCUUCCAAGAGCGUGAGGAUACAUUCGCAUUUGGUGCCUGUAACGGUUGUCAAUUCUUCAGUCGUAUCGCCGAAUUGAUUCCAGGAACUGAGCACUGGCCAACUUUCGAGAGAAACCAGAGUGAGCAGUACGAGGGUAGAUUUGUUAUGGUUGAGGUUGAAGCCUCUGACGACAACAAGUCUAUCUUCUUGCAAAACAUGAAGGGAUCUAAGUUGCCAAUUGCCGUUGCUCACGGUGAGGGUAGAGCGUUCUUCAAGGAUGCCGCUACCAAGGAUGCUUUUGAGAGUGACAAGCAAGGUGUCAUCAGAUACGUUGACAACUAUGGCGCUGUUACUGAGAAGUAUCCUUUCAACCCUAACGGAUCUCCUAACGGUAUUGCCGGUAUUUCCAACACCAGCGGUAGAGUUUUGGCCAUGAUGCCACAUCCUGAGAGAACCACCAGAUUGGAGUCUAACUCUUGGUACCCUACUGAGAAAUUCAAUGAGUGGGAGGGAUACUCUCCAUGGAUCGCCUUGUUCAAGUCUGCCCGUGAGUGGGUCGGCGACAAGUUUUAA